CCUAAUCAUCAUUUUAAGUGGUGUAAAGUAUUGAUAUGGCCUAGGAUUAUUACUUUUGUCUUGUUUAUCGGUAAAUAAUAAUUGCUACACUCCUAGCUACAUGUUUAUUUUCAUGCGAAGCUUAUUAGUACAGUGUGGUCAUUAAUUCGAUAAGGUUGCGGAAAGAUGGGCGGGCUGACAUUACUCUGCAGCCUGGCGAUCCUCGCCUCGGCCGUAACUGCGUACAAGAACCCUUACUACGCGCCCAAUAGGUCGGUGAACGUCCACCUCUUCGAAUGGAAGUGGGACGACAUCGCUGAUGAGUGCGAGAGGUUCCUCGGGCCAAGAGGUUUUGGUGGUAUCCAGAUCUCCCCGCCCAACGAGAAUGUGGUGCUGUGGGGCUACAACCGUCCGUGGUGGGAGCGCUACCAGCCGAUGUCGUACAAACUGGUCACUCGCUCCGGCAACGAGGCGCAGUUCGCCAACAUGUUGCGACGCUGUAACGCUGCAGGCGUCAGGAUCUACGUAGACGCAGUGAUCAACCACAUGACGGGCGAGCCCCCGGAGAACGUGGGCACUGCAGGCAGCACCGCCGUGUUCUCCGAGUGGAACUACCCCGCCGUGCCCUUCAACCGGCAGCACUUCAACUGGCCGCACUGCGUCAUCAACGGCAUUGAUUACGCUACUGACGCUUGGAGAGUCCGUAACUGUGAGCUCGUCGGAUUGAAGGACUUGAACCAAGGCGACGAGCAUGUGAGGAAUAUGAUCGUCAACUUCAUGAACGAACUCAUCGACUUGGGUGUUGCUGGAUUCAGGAUCGACGCAGCCAAACACAUGUGGCCCGCUGACCUCCGCGUCAUCUACGAUCGUCUCCACAACCUCAACACAGCCCACGGCUUCCCAGCCAACGCCCGUCCUUACAUCUACCAGGAAGUCAUUGACUACGGCGGCGAGGCCAUUAGCAGAGACGAAUACACGCCCAUAGGAGCUGUGACAGAGUUCAAAGUGGGUUUGGAACUUAGUAACGCCUUCAGAGGGAAUAACCAGCUCCGUUGGUUAUCAACUUGGGGUCCUCAAUGGGGAUUAUUGGCCCAUGAAGACUCUUUGACCUUCAUCGAUAACCACGACAAUGAGAGAGGCCACGGAGGUGGUGGUGGUAUCCUUACCUACAAAGAGUCUCGUCCCUACAAGGGUGCUAUCGCCUUCCUACUCGCCCAUCCGUACGGAGAGCCUCAAAUCAUGAGCAGUUUCGACUUCUGGGACAGCGAAGUUGGUCCCCCUAUGGAUAACAAUGGCAACAUCAUUUCGCCUAGUAUCAAUUCUGAUGGAACCUGUGGUAACGGCUGGAUAUGCCAGCACCGUUGGCGGCAGAUCUACUCCAUGGUGGCGUUCAGGAACGCGGCCGGUAACACUGGCAUCAACGACUGGUGGGACAAUGGCGCCAACCAGAUCGCCUUCUGUCGCGGAGGCAACGGUUUCGUUGCAUUCAAUAAUGAUUAUUGGGAUCUUAACCAGAAUCUACAGACUUGCUUGCCCGCAGGCAGAUAUUGUGACGUGAUAUCUGGUGAGAAGGUGGGCAGUUCUUGCACGGGCAAGACUGUCACCGUGGGCAGUGACGGACGGGCACACAUCAGUGUGGGAGCCAACGAGUUUGAUAUGAUGCUCGCCAUUCAUGUUGGACCUGAGAGUCGUCUUUAAGAUGGAAGCUGGUCAAGUAAUAAGAACAACAAAAAUGAAUUUAUAAGUGAAUCCUCAUUUAUCUUCCAAAGUGCCUUACAGAACACCUUUGUAAAAUAAAUAUCAAUAAACCACAUUUAAAAUAA
Molecule: messenger RNA, 1802 nt
Organism: Spodoptera frugiperda (fall armyworm)
Lineage: Eukaryota; Metazoa; Arthropoda; Insecta; Lepidoptera; Noctuidae
Product: alpha-amylase 4N
Exons: 9
Coding region: 166-1677 (503 amino acids)
Biological process (GO): carbohydrate metabolic process
Molecular function (GO): cation binding; alpha-amylase activity
Source: RefSeq, a predicted model, not a curated record